AUGGGGGUCCCUGCAGCUCCUCUCAUGCUGCUGCUGCUGCUGCUGCUGCUGCUGCACCCUGUGACCCCCAUGAGCCCCACAGUCCCCACGUCCCUCUGCUUUGGCGUGCUGGGGGAUGAUGCCCAAGACCUGGACCUGACCAACAAAACCCGUGGAUGUGCCGAGCUGGACUUGGGCCCUUUCUACCAGAAGCGACGGCUGUGCCUGAGCCACAACGGCAUGGGCCCUGAGCCCUCAUCCCGCCUCGGGCCCGGGCUGGAGAAGCUGGACCUGAGCUACAACCGGCUGCGGGAGCUGCCCGAGGGGCUCUUCACCCACGCCAAGGCCCUGAGCACCCUGAAGCUGGAGGGGAACCCCCUGUCUGCCGUGCCCCCCGACGCCUUCCAUCCCUCCCUCACCUCCCUGACCGUGUCCUGCCGCUGCGACGUGGUGGGCACCGUCCUGACCCCCUGUGCCCGCCCGGCCACCCGGUGGUGCCGCUGCUUCACGUCCCCCCAGGAGUCCCUGAACGUCACGGAAUUCCACGGCCGGGAGUGCGGGGUCAGCGCGGGGCUGGUGGGCGGCGUGGCCGGGGCGGUGGCCGCGGUGGCCACGCUGGUGGCCGUGGGCGCUGCCCUGGUGUGUUCUCGGCGGAGGAGGGCGGGGGCCGCGGUGGCCGGGGCGGGGUGGGGGAAGCAGGACCCCGGUGCGGGCGUCCGGCAGCCCCAGUACGUCAGCCGGGACAACGGGGUUGGCACCAACGAGGUCGCCGAGGUCGCCGAUGUGCCCGACUACGAGAACGUCUUCGUGAGCCCCGGCACCGCCCCGGCCACCAAGCAGAGAUGGGCACCGGGAUGGAAGGAACAGAGGUACAGCCCCCAGGUCCCGGAGGAUGAGAAUUAUUUCCUGGAGAGUGAGGCUGAUCCCGGGGACCAGCCCAUCUACGCCAACACUCUGGGCCCCACCGAGGACGUUUACAUCGUUCCCGACCACUGAGGGGACUGGGAGGGACUGGGGGGGGACAGGGAGGACACUGGGGGGACUGGGAGGGACCCUCUGCCCCCCGCUGUCUUUCUUCCCCUGCUGUCCCCCCACCCCAGAGGGGACAGGGACGGGCGCUCCCCACGGCUCCACGGGUUUCCCCACGGCCGUGGUUCCCACGCGACGUCUCCUGUGGGAAUGCCACCCUGGGGGGGGGUUGGUUUUAACACCCCCCAGCCCCAGGCCCUGCCACGGCCCCAGUUCCCACCGCAGGGCUCAGCCAGGGCUGAGCUGACACUUCCUCCCGGGGCCGGUGGCCACCGACCGCGGGGACGCCGCAUCCGCCGGCAGCCGGAGCCUUCCGGCCCCGGGACGCACCCGGGGCCCCCGGGGAGGAGCAGGGCCCGGGGGUGACCACGGCCUUGGGUUCCUCUUCCCCUUUUGGGGCCGAUGGGGAGCGCUGGGGGCAGCGCUGGCUCGGGGCCGUGCCGGUGGUUGGGCACAUCCAGGCCUGGCUGUGCCCCCCGUUCUCCUCCUGCUCAAUCUGCCACUCGGGGGAACGGAGGGAAAAUCCCUGGUUUUAGUCCUCCUGGUGGGACCCCGAGUUGGGCACCCUGAGGUGAAUGGCAGCCUGGGGGACAGGGGGACCCCCCAUGCCUUGUCUGGGUGUCCCCUCAUUUGUCCCCCCCCACCUUGGCCCCUGUGAGGCUUCACCGUGCCCAUUAAAUGGUUUAAUUGUCUUUAAUUACCCAUGGAGCUCGUGGUCUGUGGGGAGCCCUGGGCAGGACACAGGGCUUUUCCCAGUGGAAUGUCCCUGGAGCUCC
Chiroxiphia lanceolata (lance-tailed manakin) is the source of this 1784-nucleotide messenger RNA. RefSeq names its product leucine-rich repeat-containing protein 25-like. NCBI's taxonomy places the organism in Eukaryota, Metazoa, Chordata, Aves, Passeriformes, Pipridae. The record is from RefSeq and is a predicted model, not a curated record. Gene Ontology annotation, molecular function: protein binding.